AUGUCCAAUUUCAUUCCGACACGAGUGAUCAAAGGUUCUGUCACUUAUCGUUAUGGUUUGUUUCCAGACGAAGGACAACAACAGCCCAAAUCUUCUUCAUCGUUGUCCAAUGCACCACCUCUCCACACAACCUUGCCGAUCGUGAUUGAACCCAACACAGAAAUGGUAGAUCAUGAUCGAAACAACUCUUCCAAAGACUCGCUUCUGUUAUGGAUUUCACAAAACAAAUCAUGGAUUCGAAAUGUGUUAAAUUCUUCUGGAGCGAUUCUCUUUAGAGGCUUUCAAAUCAUGUCUGCACAAGAUUUCGAAGAUGUUGCACUCGAAGCAGCUCACUAUCCCUUGCAAGAUGGUUAUUUGGGAACUUCACCAAGAAAUCGCGUUACCAAAUACACAUUUACUGCGAGUGAAUUUGGGCCUAUGGUUCCAAUUCCGCAACAUUUGGAAAUGAGUUUUCUUCCAAACUCACAACCAAAGGAAAUAUUCUUUUACUGUCAAUCACCUCCAGAGAAUUUACAUCAAGGAGAGACUCCAAUUUGUGAUAUGAGAUUGGUCUAUCAAAAUCUCAAUGAAGAAUUUAAAAGAAAACUUGACAAGUACCAAGUAGCCAAUGUCAGAAAUUAUUGUUCAAAACGACAUGCACAACAUCAUCACUCCUUGUUUUCCAUCUCAUUUUGGUCCAAUAUUUUGAAACAGUUAGAUCCAUUCCGUACCAAACCAUGGGAAGAUAUUUUCGAAACAGAAAGUGAAUCUCAAGUUUACAAGUUGUGUGAGCAUGAUCAGGUGGAGCCACGAUGGAAACAAGGGAAGGAAUUGGAAUUGUACAAUGAACAUGAUCCUAUCAAGCAAGUACCAUUUGCAUUGCCAUCCAAUGAUGCGAAUCGUCAUGGUGAAGAUUCAAGUUCAAAAAACACUCAAGGACAGUCAUCAUGUUUCACUUGGAGUAAUCACAUGCAAGUAUUUCAUAUUGAUGCAGUGCCUUGUGAGUAUCGUCAAGUGGCACAGAGACAACAACGAUGGAUCAUUUACUUGUUAUGGAUGAUUGCACUUGUUGUGAUAUUGAUCAAAAAGUUACUCGUGUCAAGACAUGAUCAAGCUCAACAUGCCUUUUUCGUACCAAAAAGAAGUGUUGCGGACAAUGGAAAGGAUCAUGCUCAACAAACAAAUGGUGUUGAAAACAGUAAGAAAGAAAGCACAUUUGGCUCAGAAGAAACAACGAAGGAAUUGGAAUUGAGCACGAAGGAAAUUCAGCAUGUGAGUGAUACCAUUUGGCAAAAUACUGUCUUCUUUGAUUGGCGCAAAGGGGAUGUCAUGAUGCUCAACAAUUCCAUCAUUAGUCAUGGAAGAAUGCCUUAUACUCAAAAGAAGAGCAAGAGAGUCAUCCUGACUGCAUUUUGUUAG
Naegleria lovaniensis is the source of this 1398-nucleotide messenger RNA. RefSeq lists its product as uncharacterized. The record is from RefSeq and is a predicted model, not a curated record. Bases 1 to 1398 code for a protein of 465 amino acids. NCBI's taxonomy places the organism in Eukaryota, Heterolobosea, Eutetramitea, Acrasida, Naegleriidae. The transcript is spliced from 2 exons. Gene Ontology annotation, molecular function: oxidoreductase activity.